AUGGACUGCCCAAGAGAUUAUUUCGACAAAGGUGUGGUCCUUGAUGGUCGCUUUGAGACAGUUUCACCCUUAAACCAUGGAUCCUUCGGUAUGGUAUUUAUGGCCAAAGAUUUGCAGACAGAUGAAAUCGUUGCGAUCAAAUGUCUUACCAAGAAAUCAGCGGUAUCUGAAGAAGAGUACUCAUACGCCGUUGACGAGCGUUCUGAAGAACUGGAGUGCCACUCACGUCUUGGAUGUCAUCCAAACAUUGUCAACCUGAUACAUUCCUUCGAAACUGUCUCUCAUAUUUUCAUAGUAUUAGAAUUCUGCUCACACGGCGAUUUGUAUGAAGCCAUUAGAAACGGUACCGGCCCCUCACAAACGGAGCAUGUGCGUCUUCUUAUGCUACAACUAGUUGAUGCAGUUGCAUAUAUCCACAAAAAAGGCUUGUAUCAUCGCGAUAUAAAGCCGGAAAAUAUAUUUCUCACUCAAUCUAGACAGCUCAAGCUUGGCGACUUUGGUCUGGCAACUCGAGAAAAAUGGACAUAUGAGACGAAUGUGGGUAGUGAUAGAUACAUGGCUCCUGAGCAAUAUGAUUCUGCAGGUGCAGGCUACGCACCUGAAAAAGCGGAUUUAUGGGCAAUUGGAAUCUGCCUAUUAAAUAUCCUCUUCUCUCGAAAUCCAUUCGCUGUACCCACUGAAUCUGAUCCAUUGUUUUUAGAUUAUUCUCGUGAUAGACAGUCUCUAUUCGACGUAUUCCCUAGUAUGACUCAAGACACAUUUGAAGUAAUCACUCAGUGUAUGAGCCUGGAUCCUCAAAAGAGAUCAUUACGAGGUGUGCGGGAGGCUAUCGAACGCCUGGUCAGCUUUACUACUAUCGAUGAAUCCUACGACGAAUUCCCACUUGUCGAAAGAAACAUUAUUUCCUGUGCCAAUCGUCUUCCUCUCCGGACCCCGUCUAUCCAGAGUCCAGAAAUCGAAAGUGGUGGCUUCCAAUGGGCUAAAGCCUUGCAGGGAUCUCUUCCAAUGCAAUAUGGUUACCCUUUUGACGUCUCAGACGAGGAUAGCCUCUCAGAAGAUCUAUUUCCUGGAUCCGAAGAAAGUUCUCGAGAUUGGUUUUCUAUGGGACAGCAAACACCAUCGGCUCAAUCAACGAUUGACUCCUCUUUUGGGACCUCGAUCAAUUCACUUUCUAUACGGCGUGAGAGAAUAUCGACCCAACACAAAAUCUCGCCAGAAAAUUGCCCUUUAUCGCUACCCAUUGAUAUGCUCAAGCUUUCACCCCCUGGUAGCAAUCUCAACAGCUCUAAGGUUAUGUCCAAAAGCUGGAACGACUUGUGGGAAGAAGAGGAGGAAGAGGAGGCUGCAAGGAAAAUUAAACUGCGACAAAUCCAGAACUCGCGAACAUGGAGUCAUGAGAGUGAACUUGAAGUUCGCUCACCACAGAAGCACUGCCCUGUAGAUCAGCUCAGAAUUAGAGAUCCUUCAAAAAGUGAUGCAUUUCUUGAGGAGAAAAGAACGGAUAUCGACGGAGAUUCGAUUGCCGACGGUUUCUUUUUUCAGGAUAUUCCUAGCGAUUACACGGCCCCACAAUUAUCUCCUCGAUAUUCACCUCCGUACAAACGUAACGACUCAGACAAGUGGCUAGCCCUUGGAGAACGUCGUCGGGCCCAUCCCGGAUCACAAGAAUCUGGAAAUGGGUUCGAGUUGUCAAAGAAGUAUAUUCCUAAAGCUAUAAAUGGGAUAAAUGUCCCUGCUGGAGCAAGAACACUUGACUGGAAUCAUAAAACGAACUUCAUCAAAGAAUUUGUACAAAAGAAUCGGCCAAAAGCUAUCCUCCGAAAAAUGGAUAGGGUACGGGAUCACAUUCACGACGGAGCAAGAUUUCGCGGGAAUUCCCAGGAAUUGGAGUGGGUUGGAGGAUGGACCGACCUCCACUUGUAG
Messenger RNA from Blumeria graminis f. sp. triticale, 1923 nucleotides. NCBI's taxonomy places the organism in Eukaryota, Fungi, Ascomycota, Leotiomycetes, Helotiales, Erysiphaceae. The record is from the annotation of a GenBank genome assembly.